This is a messenger RNA of Monosiga brevicollis MX1, 1635 nucleotides long. RefSeq lists its product as uncharacterized. The record is from RefSeq and is a predicted model, not a curated record. NCBI's taxonomy places the organism in Eukaryota, Choanoflagellata, Craspedida, Salpingoecidae. Gene Ontology annotation, molecular function: protein binding. The transcript is spliced from 5 exons. Bases 1 to 1635 code for a protein of 544 amino acids.
AUGCUGUUGAAGCACGGUGUUGAUGCCAAAGCCAGGGACGAUGUGAGUGCCUCCCUUUUUCCGUACCUUCUGGGAAUGUAUGGCCGGACUGCAGUACACUAUGCCUGCGAUCAAGUCUAUGUCAAGGUGUUGGAGAUGCUGGUGGAGCAUGGCGCUGAUGCAAAAGCCAUGGACGACGUCAGUACCUCCCACUUGCUCUUCCGUCUUAUGAUGUAUGGCCGGACACCACUGCACUAUGCCUGCCAUACCGGUCGUAUCAUGGUAGUGUUGAUGCUGUUGGAGCAUGGUGUCGAUGCAAAAGCGCAGAACAAGGUCAAUACUUCCCUCUUUCCCAUUAACCUUCCUCUGCUGGGCGGCCGAGCACCACUGCACUAUGCCUGCUAUAACGGCCAUGUCAAGGUGGUGGAGACACUGUUGGAGCACGGCGUUGAUGCUGAAGCCAAGGACGAGACAACGGCCGCUGUUGUGGUGUCGGUGGAAGGCUGGCUCGGGCCGCUCCUGCCCGAGCAAUCCACCACGCACCCCCUCCCGCACCUCGAGGCCUUUAUCAGUGGUGCCAUCGAGCGAAACCCUAAUCUCACAGCGAUGGUUACGAGGAUCCAGAAAACCAUCGAUGAAGCUCCACCAGAGUUUCCUGCCUUGGACUGGCCUGCCUUCAAAGCGACCAUCACCCGCGCCCUCGGCGUCCUCGACCAAGCAGUGCAAGUUCCCGAAGCGCUACAGGGCUGCCUCAGCCAGCUGGACCCCAACAUUGACAAUCUAGAAUCGGUACUUGAAAAGAUGCAAAGUCUAACAGAGCAGAUUGAGCUCCAACCAGUCUAUCUUGAACUCCAGAACAUCUUGGCAAAAUGUCCCGCUCCAGCCACCGCGCCCACGACUGCGUUUGAGACGCCACCCACCGACUUUGCAGCAGCUCUGGGCAAACUCGUCAUGCUGCACAAUGUGGAACCCGAGCGCCAAGAACGGCUUACCAGCACUGAUACCAAUAUCAAGCGGCGGGUGCUGGCAUUGAUUGAUGCUCUGGACGCCGUGGCAAGGGCGGGUACCACCGACACUGACACAAUGCAUCGCGUGGACACGUUACGGCAACGCGCACAAUGCUCGGAUGUGAGCGCACCACUUUCGGCCAAGUCGUUACCCGAGGCGUGGGAGCAGCUGUGCCAGGCUCACGAACGUCUCAGCUCGCCCAAACAGAAUGGGCUGGAGCAGCUCGCAGACUGGAGAGCAGAACACGAUUAUGAGCAUCAGGACUGGUACCUGGCGUUUGUGCUGCACGAGACACAAGCCCUGUUGCAGCAGCUGCAGGAUAUGAUCGACUGGCAGGCCAAGACGCUGUCCGUGGUGACCUUAUGCGAAGAAUAUGCAAGCAGCAUCACGCAGAGCAGCGCAGAUCAAGUUGUAUCCAUUCAUGAGGAGGUGGCCGAGCUGCAGAAGAAAAUUCAGGCAACCACAGCAUUCUUGGCUUUUGUGUCAGACGACAUGCGAGCUGGUAUACAAGCCAACCUGGAUGAAGAGAAGGAACGACUUUCGACGUUGCAGCAGCAGCUCGAAGGCAACACAGGUGGACCAGGUGGCAGCACUGGCAGAGCUACUGCACCAACACUUUCCGGCCCUCUUGAUCUUUUUGCACCCUGA